AUGAGCAUAAGGAAAAUGAAAGCCAAAGUAAGUACAAAGUUUAACUUGAUUGUUAGUGUCACUCAAUGUAGAAAUGCCAGGAGACAUGCUUUGGAUGAGAUAGAGGGUUGUUUGAUAGAACAUUAUGGUAAAGUAUGGAGUUAUGGAGAAGAAAUAACGAGGACAAAUCCUGGAUCAACAGUAAAGAUAGAUGUGAAUGUUAUGCCUGAUUCCACCACUUACUUUUCUAAAAUUUAUGUUUGUUUUAAGGGUGUGAAGGAUGGUUGGAUUGCAGCAUGUAGGAGGGUAAUAGGGGUAGAUGGUUGUUUUUUAAAGGGUAUAUGUAGAGGCCAACUGUUAGCAACUAUAGGUAUGGAUGCAAACAACCACAUCUUCCCUAUUGCAUGGGCUGUGGUGGAAGUUGAAAAUAAGGAAACAUGGAAGUGGUUUCUUGACCUCCUUCUGGAUGACAUUGAAAUGAGAAUUGUUCAUGGAUUGACCCUCAUAUCAGACCAACACAAGAGGUUGUCAAAGAAAGGGUUCCAGCAGCACAACAUAGAUAAUGUGCUAAGCACAUCUAUGCUAACUUCAAGAAAAGAUUCAAAGGCAUUCUUUGAAGUGGACAGGGCUUGUGAUGCUUAUGAGAAUGGCAUCUCAGAAUGUUUCAACUCUAUUAUUGAUCUUGCUAGGAAGAGGCCACUCAUCACCAUGUUGGAAGAGAUAAGGAUUUAUGCAAUGGAGAGGAUGUAUAAAAUGUUGCUAGAGGGACAAAGUUGGGGGAAUUUAAAAAUAUAUCCAUCUAUAAGGUUGAAGAUAUCAAAGCUAAAGAAACACCAAAGAUUUUGGGGGGUUAUACAUUCUGGGAUACAACAAUAUGAGGUUAGGCUUGGAAAUGAUGGAUAUGCUGUGGACCUUAACAACAACACAUGUGGAUGUAGAUCUUGGCAAGUAUCAGGUAUCCCAUGUGUGCAUGGAGUGGCAUCCAUUUCAUACCUCAACAGGAAUGCAGAGGAUUAUGUUGCACCAUGGUUCCAUACAACCAUGUUCUUGACUUGUUACAACCAUACCAUUAAUCCACUUAAUGGUAGUUCCAUGUGGCCUGAAGUUACCUACAUGAAACCAUUGCCUCCCCAAAAAAGAAGAGAAACGAGCCACACUAGAUCAACAUGUCUUACAAGACCAAAAGAUGCAGCAUCCACUUCACUGCCAAAAAAGAAGAAAGCUAAUAAAUGUAAAAUAGAGAAAGGUAUUGUGGAACCAGUUCAAGAAGAUCCAAUUCAAGUGGAAGCUCAUGCACAACCAGAUGAUGAUGUCCAAGUAGAUGAUCCUGCUCCUCAUGUUGAUGUUCAUGUAUAUGAUCCUGUCAAUGAUGUCCCUGCUCAACAUGUUGAUGUUCAUGUAGAUGAUCCUGUUAAUGAUGUCCCUGCUCAACCUGUUGCAACUGGGAAGAGGACACGAAAAUACUCAGAAAGAAUUACCAAGAUUGGAUUGAGGAGUAAUGCUUUGAAGAAAGAAGGAAGCAUUGAUCACCACCCACUGGUGUUGGAAUGAAUUUAUGUUUUAAUAUUUUUGUAAAGAUAAACUUUUAGUAUUUUAAUUAUGUAAUUGGGAAUACUUUUAGUCAUG
Molecule: messenger RNA, 1605 nt
Organism: Lactuca saligna
Lineage: Eukaryota; Viridiplantae; Streptophyta; Magnoliopsida; Asterales; Asteraceae
Source: the annotation of a GenBank genome assembly